GUCGUAGCAGAAUACCUGGCCUUACUGUGUUAUCUUUUCUUUAUAUAUUACACCAAUUCUUGACUUUGUAGCUUGUGUGAAUGUCCAGUCGUGUAGCGGAGUGGCUUCGAAAUUUACCCCAAAAUGAAGAAUCCACUGUUCCCCUGGGAGUGAAAGAUGUUGAACUUCAUCCUUACCUUAAAACUGGUGUAGUUCUGUGUAAUGCUCUCAAUCAAUUUAAAAAAGAACACUUUGAUUAUGACCCUCAAGCAAAGUUUAGGUUUCAAAGUGUGGCGAACUUGAAAAUUUUUUUUGAUGAGUGCCAAACUUUUAUUAACUUUGAAGCUCCGAAUGCUUUAGAGGUUUACGGUGGCUCUGCCUUUGAACAACUGCUUAAAAUCCUAAAUGACCUAAUAACCGAAUUAGAAAGUAGACGUACAACCUCAAACCAGCCUUCUCGUCUUAAUCCAAUACGAGGUGAACUUGAGAAAAUUUUGGAUAAUAAAGAAAAGAGUAAUAAUUCUUCUUCCUGGAAAAAUUCACCAACAAAAAAAGCGAUUGCACUUUGGUCUUAUGCAGCUACGAAAUCCGACGAACUUUCUUUAAGAAAGGGCGAUAUUAUAAUUCUAACACAAACGCCCGAGGAAGGAUGGUGGGAAGGUAAAGUUUCAAACCAAGUAGGCUGGUUUCCCUCGCCCUACUGCAAAAUUUUCGAGGGAUCUACACCUCCAGAGAUUGACGAAGAAGAAUCUGAGGAUCCCACAGAAGUUGCAAAAAUUUCAGAGCCUUUGGAAACACUAUUAGAAGCUGAAAAAGAGGGGUACAACGGCAUUUCCGAAACUGAGAAAAACGGACUUCUUAUUAAUUUUUUUUCAAUUUUACAUUUUCAUAACAAAUUUUAUUCUCAAAUAUAUGAAUCUUGUGUUGAAGGCGGCACUAGAGAUCUUGUGGGGCAACUCUUUUUAGAAUCUUCUGAGGAAUUUCGUAAACUAUAUUAUUUUUACUUUUCUUCGUAUCCUACAGCAAUUGAAAUUUACAUGCAAAUCAAAACUUCCUCGGAAUUUCAAGAAUUCCUAAAACGCUGUUCACAGAAGAAGUCGGUGGACUACUUAAACGUUUUUCCCAUUUACUUGAAUAAGCCCAUUUUGCGUCUUAAAGUCUAUCCCAAAUUAUUAAAAGAUUUAGCGCGGAACACUUCGGAUUCCGCUCCAGCUAAAAAACAGUUAACUGAGGCUAUUCUAAUUUUUGAUAGAAUCGUUGGAUCUGCCGAAAGGAUAAAAAAGUUACGAACUACAGAAAGAUUGCUUGCAUCCAGCGAUAUUCAAGGGUUGCAUUUCUCUCAGUUGUCCUCUUGUGGAUCUCUGCAACACUGCGCUAACGUGCUAAUGCCUAAUUCAGACAAAAAAAAUUUAAAGAAUCUUUUACUGCUUGUCUAUGUCGACUUUCUUAUAGUUUUAUACAAGAAUUUUAAAGGCAACAAAGCUGUGACAACCUUGUACCCUCUCGGAAGGCUAGCCGAUCAGAACAACGUUCAUCUUGCGGAAUACGAAGCCAGUCGUCGAAGACUACCGGUCUCUUUACGAAAAGCACCUGGAGACAAGAAAACGGUCAAUACUUAUAUGAAGAAUGUACGAACUAACACGAAAGCUAAGUUUCCUAUUUGGAGCUCAACCUGCACCGCUGACAUGGAUCUUCAAAGGGUCUCCACCACGUACCUGGCGGUGAUCGCAGUAGCUGAAAGGUUUAACGGCCCCAAAGGAUUGUCGAAGAAACGAGAUUUAAGACUUAGGACUGAAUCUUUUACUGAUAAAGACUGCGAGGAUAAAGCGGAUAAAAUAACUUGUUCAUCUCUGGGGAAAAAAUGUUCUGCUACGUGCGACGAAACGGCUAAAUAUGCUACUUUUAACUAUUCCGUAGGUUGCAAAACUAGAAGUUAUACCGUUUUCAGAAAGUUCUUCAUGCACAUCUAUUGGCUAAUAUCCCUUUCAAGUCGGCUAAGAGGGUUGUACUAG
Messenger RNA from Zophobas morio, 1991 nucleotides. RefSeq names its product rho guanine nucleotide exchange factor 6-like. Gene Ontology annotation, molecular function: guanyl-nucleotide exchange factor activity; protein binding. The record is from RefSeq and is a predicted model, not a curated record. The transcript is spliced from 9 exons. Gene Ontology annotation, cellular component: cytoplasm. NCBI's taxonomy places the organism in Eukaryota, Metazoa, Arthropoda, Insecta, Coleoptera, Tenebrionidae. Bases 81 to 1991 code for a protein of 636 amino acids.